GGUCAGUUUCCACCCAUACACACACACACGCAACUCUCUGCAAAACAAAGCCCUCAUCUCACCACGGUGAUCCAUCCAUUGAAAAGCUUCUUUCUUUCUCUAUUCUCUCUCUCUCAUUUACAUAUACAUACAACAAAACCUGUAUCUAUAGAAUCAUUACAUGACUACGGGAGUCGGCGGUGGUGGUGGUGCUGAUGGUGCAGUAGGAGGCGGAGGGGGAAUUAUUGUUCCUUCGGUCAAAUCGGAGCCACCGCCGGAACAAACGCCGGCGGAGGAACAGGCGGCGGAGACGGUGGAUAGAGAUGUAUUGUGUCCGAUAUGCAUGCAGAUAAUAAAAGAUGCAUUUUUAACAAUAUGUGGACAUAAUUUCUGUUAUAUGUGUAUUGCUACUCAUCUUCAGAAUAAAAGUGAUUGUCCUUGUUGUGCUCAUUAUCUUACCCCCUCUCAACUCUUUCCUAACUUCUUACUUAAUAAGCUAUUGAUGAAGGCUUCAGCUUGUCAAAUAGCAAAAGGUGCUUCUCCUGUUGAGCAACUACGCCUAGCAUUUCAGCAGGGAUGUGAUGUAUCAAUCAAGGAGCUGGAUAGCCUCUUAGUUCUUCUCACAGAGAAGAAAAAAAGAAUGGAGCAAGAAGAAGCGGAAUCAAAUCUGCAGAUUUUGCAUGAAUUUUUGAAUUGCUUAAGGAGGCAAAAGCUUGAAGAGCUAAAUGAGAUACAAAAAGAUCUCCAGUACAUGAAGGAAGAUAUAAAUGCUGUAGAGAGAUAUAGGAUAGAAUUACAUCGAGCUAGGGAAAGAUGUUCAGUAAAAAUAAGGAUGAUUGGUGAUGAUUCUACUGUAAAAACAUCAUGGCCAUCAUUGAUGGAUAAACGCAAUAGCGGCAGUAUCCCUAUGGGGGCUGGAACUCCACAAAGUCGGUUUCCUGAUGUACAGGGUCCUGUAAGUUCUCUUGCACAUCAGAGAAAGGAUGCUUGCAGCGGGUCAGAUUCACAAAAUACUGAAGUAGGAGUCUCUGUGGCAAGAAAGAGGAGAGUCCAUGCACAGUUCAAUGACUUGCAAGAGUGUUACCUGCAAAAGCGGAGACAUUGGGCAAAACAGGUGCAGAAGCAGGAAGAAAGGGAUGAUAAUCCGAUAAAAAAAGAUGGAUAUCAUGCAGGACUCAGGGACUUCCAGUCUGUACUUUCGACAUUUACACGAUACAGUCGAUUGAGAGUCAUUGCUGAACUUAGGCACGGAGAUCUUUUUCACUCUGCUGAUAUUAUAUCAAGCAUAGAAUUCGACCGGGAUGAUGAGCUUUUUGCUACAGCUGGAGUUUCAAGACGCAUCAAGGUCUUUGAGUUUGCAUCUGUGGUAAAUGAACAAGCAGAUGUCCAAUGUCCUGUGGUGGAAAUGUCAACACGCUCCAAGCUUAGUUGUUUGAGCUGGAACAAGUACACCAAAAGUCACAUAGCCAGUAGUGAUUAUGAGGGUAUUGUGACCGUCUGGGAUGUAACCACUCGCCAGAGUGUAAUGGAGUAUGAAGAGCAUGAGAAGCGAGCUUGGAGUCUUGAUUUUUCACGUACUGAGCCUACAAUGCUAGUAUCUGGAAGUGAUGAUUGUAAGGUGAAGAUAUGGUGUACAAGACAGGAAGCAAGUGUUCUUAACAUUGAUAUGAAAGCAAAUAUCUGCUCUGUAAAAUAUAAUCCUGGAUCUAGCUUUCAUGUUGCAGUGGGUUCAGCAGAUCAUCACAUUCAUUAUUAUGACUUAAGAAAUAUAAGCCAACCAUUGCAUAUUUUUAGUGGGCAUCGGAAAGCUGUUUCAUACGUAAAGUUCUUGUCUAACCAUGAGCUAGCUUCUGCAUCUACUGACAGCACCUUGCGCUUGUGGGAUGUCAAACAAAAUAUCCCACUGCGCACUUUUAGAGGACAUGUCAACGAGAAAAACUUUGUCGGCCUAACUGUAAAUAGUGAAUACAUUGCAUGUGGCAGCGAGACUAACGAAGUUUUUGUGUACCAUAAGGCUAUUUCAAGACCCGCAGCAUGGCAUGGAUUUAGUUCUGAUGCAAAUGAAGGCGAGGAGCCAGGGUCUUAUUUCACGAGUGCCGUUUGUUGGAAAAACGAUAGCCCGACAAUGAUAACGGCGAAUAGUCGAGGUACAAUUAAAGUUCUGGUUCUCGCUGAGUAGAAAGUAAAUAAUAUAAUGUGAUUAUGGAGAAGGUAUAAGUUUGCUGUAGUCCAGGAUACUCCUUUUAAAAGUCUAUGAUAUUCGUCCUGAUGUUUUGGUUAUUGAAUUAGAAGCAUUAAGUUGCUGCAAACUGUAAAGUUUACUCGUAGUAUCCUUUUUUUCUUUGAAGUGAAUUAAAAGUAAGCAGAAUCAAUAGGUUCAUGAAAA
Erigeron canadensis is the source of this 2365-nucleotide messenger RNA. RefSeq names its product E3 ubiquitin-protein ligase COP1-like. The record is from RefSeq and is a predicted model, not a curated record. Gene Ontology annotation, biological process: proteasome-mediated ubiquitin-dependent protein catabolic process. Gene Ontology annotation, molecular function: protein binding; ubiquitin protein ligase activity. Bases 161 to 2158 code for a protein of 665 amino acids. NCBI's taxonomy places the organism in Eukaryota, Viridiplantae, Streptophyta, Magnoliopsida, Asterales, Asteraceae. The transcript has 13 exons.